This is a messenger RNA of Penaeus monodon (black tiger shrimp), 942 nucleotides long. Its product is annotated as histone H1-like. The record is from RefSeq and is a predicted model, not a curated record. Lineage: Eukaryota; Metazoa; Arthropoda; Malacostraca; Decapoda; Penaeidae. Gene Ontology annotation, cellular component: nucleosome; nucleus. Gene Ontology annotation, molecular function: nucleosomal DNA binding; double-stranded DNA binding. Gene Ontology annotation, biological process: negative regulation of DNA recombination; chromosome condensation; nucleosome assembly. The transcript has a single exon. Bases 200 to 784 code for a protein of 194 amino acids.
UAUUUCGAAAAAUAAAAAAAAUAAUUAGAUUAAUCUCCACAUACAACCUAUUGGAAACGUUUCCUACCUUUCCUAGACACCCAAAUACUCCUUGGGAAACGAGGAUCACUGGUCACAAUGGCACAUAAAAUGUCAAAGUGAGGUGCUGCAGCCCAUAUUCGCUCAGAGAACAACACUUGGACCACAGGUAAUUCGCGCUAUGGCUCCUAUUCCCAAAACUCCGCGGACUCCCAGAACUCCCAGAACUCCCACGAAAUCUUUGAGAACUCCCAAGUCGAUCUUGAAGACGCCGAGGUCUUUGAAGGCGCCGAGGACCUUGAAGACGCCCAGGAGAUUGAAAGCGCCCAUGGGAAGAUCCUCAAAGACUCCUCGUGCCAACGCCAAACCCCUGACGAUUGGCGACAUGGUCUUUGAGGCUGUGGAGGCUCUGAACGAUCGGAGGGGCGUCUCUCUCCACGCAAUCAAGAAGUAUCUCCGGGACAACAAGAAAGUCGACACCGAAGCGAAAGCAGUCUUCAUCAAGAAGUAUCUCAAAGCCUUCGUGGAGGAAGGGAAUCUGGUGCAAGUUGCAGGCACGGGCGCCAACGGAACUUUCAAACUGCCUGGCAAGAAAGCCAGUUCGGAAAAGCUGUCUGGAGGCUCCAAGGCCGUCGUGAAAGUUGCGAGCAGACCGAAAGUUGGCAAAAUAGCAGGAAGGCCAGUGCAGCGUUCCUCUAAAAUAUCGGAUAAAUACACGAACGUGCCAAGGAAGAUUUUAAAAGGAAAAAUUGGUAUGAAACGCUAGGCAUGUAAGUAACAUAAAAAGUUAUUGAUAUAUGGUCCCUCUCCGCAAGAAAUUGGCUGAAUAAAUGAGUUUUUACGAAAGCGAUGAUUAUCAUUGGCAAUAUAUUUUGAAUGUCUAUAGUUGAUAGUACUCAUGGUUAUUAAAAAGAACUAUGUGUU